Anneissia japonica is the source of this 943-nucleotide messenger RNA. RefSeq names its product ALX homeobox protein 1-like. The coding region runs from base 464 to 943 and encodes 159 amino acids. The transcript has 4 exons. Gene Ontology annotation, biological process: regulation of transcription by RNA polymerase II. The record is from RefSeq and is a predicted model, not a curated record. Gene Ontology annotation, molecular function: DNA-binding transcription factor activity, RNA polymerase II-specific; RNA polymerase II transcription regulatory region sequence-specific DNA binding. Lineage: Eukaryota; Metazoa; Echinodermata; Crinoidea; Comatulida; Comatulidae.
UGUCCGUAACCGCUAUGAAUUAAGUACAUGAAUAGGCUACUCACCCUUAAAGGUAUUACUGUUGACGGGGAGGGUUGGCCGUCAUUUAGUGUCGAGCCAUCAACUUGACGAACGACAACGUAGACCUAGACACAUCGUUGGGAAGGACUCAUCGGGAUCUACUAUCACUUAUAUCGGAUCUAAUUAAAUUAGGCCUAAAUUUUCUGCAGUCCAGUCAGCCAGUGUAUGAACUUGUUGCAACGCCAAUUCCUACAUAAAACCACACAUGUGGUUGUCUGCGACUGUACAUGCACCGUCUCAUUGAGGAGUUUUGAUAUAAUUAUUACUACUAAAAAUCCAAGAAUUUUGAGGACCGUCGAAAUCUGAACUUCUUUAAUUUCAAGUCUAUGCUAUGAAGUUGCAGAAUAUAUAGAAUUGAAGCAUUUUUUAAGAGGCCAAUUCUAGAAAGCAUUCCUUCACCCUAAUGGACGAAAUGGAUGAUGUGCAGAAAGAGCUUGGUAAUUUUAGAUGUAGUCAUCAAGAAAGUCAAGAUGUACAGACAGGCUUCAUAAGCAGGCAUAAAUCUAAAACCAAGAACAUUCCAACAAAUAACAACUUCAUAACAAGCCGCGAAGAAAUUGCAGAGUUUCAUAGUUCUGAAGACUGCCAAGGCACGACGGAUGAUGAGAGUGACGUCAUAGAGGUGGAUCACUUAAUAGAUGAGUGUCAUCGAUCUCAUAAAAGAUGUGAGGACAGACGGAAGCAGAGAAGGUACAGGACUACAUUUACAAGCUUUCAGCUGGAAGAAUUGGAGAGAACAUUCACCAAAACACACUACCCUGAUGUGUUUACAAGAGAGGAACUUGCGCUUAAAAUCGAUCUCACAGAAGCCAGAGUUCAGGUAAACCUUAUUCAGAUUCAUAUUUAUUGGUCAUUUGGAAACUCGUUACAGACACAAUCGUAA